Messenger RNA from Oryzias latipes (Japanese medaka), 2847 nucleotides. It is a transcript of the gene vamp1b, whose product is annotated as vesicle associated membrane protein 1b. Gene Ontology annotation, biological process: vesicle-mediated transport. Gene Ontology annotation, cellular component: membrane. Lineage: Eukaryota; Metazoa; Chordata; Actinopteri; Beloniformes; Adrianichthyidae. The record is from RefSeq and is a predicted model, not a curated record.
GGGAGGGGGGACUGCACCGUCGUUACAAGUCCAAGUGAAGAAGGGAGCAGGAGAGACGCAUCAUUGCAGUUGUCCACAGCGCCGUAACACUUAGCGCGGGCAAAACCACUCAAAGAGGAAGAGGAGGGAUGAAAGUCAGACUGCACAUUUGUCACCUCUGUACUUUUCCUGCUCGGAUUUGAAACUGCGGGAUUUUCUUUUCUCUUUAAUUUCCCUUUUGGAGAGAUCUGAGAAGAGGCGACUGCACCGCGAGCCAAUCAGCGUCGCGUCUCAGUCAGCAUCCAGGAGCAGCUCAGCACACUCAGCAUCUCUUGGAGGAGCUGGAUGCAGCGCGCGGGACUCCGCAUCCGCGUUUCUCCGGAGCGGAUUAGGAUUUACAAGUGAUCCCCUUCCCCUCCAUCUCUCCUAGCUUCCUUUGGUGGGUUAUCACCCGACCUGUUUACUGUACUGCGGUACUUUGAUGACUCAAAGACUCGCUGGAAAAGAUCUGCUCCACUGCGCCAAGAAGACCCUCCGCCCUCACUUCCUCCAGCCUCUUUGCUGAUUAAAAGUUCUGCCUUUUGUUUGGACUGCAAUUGCCUGCAAAUUUGCAUCUUUUAAAAAAAUCUUUGGGGUCUUUUCUUUUUUUUUUACCCCUCCAUCCACUUCAGACCCUCCCCUCUCCAGCCGCCCCUCCUCCGCCGCUGUGAGUCCGUUCUAACAGCUGCAUAGAAGAUGUCUGCUCCAGAUGCUGCCCCGCCAGCUGCAGCUCCAGGUGCUCCAGGAGCACCGGGCCCAGAUGGAGCUCCAGCCGGCCCACCCAACACGUCCAGCAACCGCAGGCUACAACAGACACAGGCCCAAGUUGAGGAGGUAGUGGAUAUCAUGCGCGUGAACGUGGACAAGGUUCUGGAAAGAGACCAGAAGCUUUCAGAGCUGGAUGACAGAGCAGACGCUCUGCAGGCCGGAGCCUCUCAGUUUGAAAGCUGCGCAGCCAAGCUAAAAAAUAAAUACUGGUGGAAGAACUGCAAGAUGAUGAUCAUGAUGGGAAUCAUUGGAGUCAUUGUGGUUGGAAUAAUAUUCUUGUACUUCUUCUACUGAGCUCCUCCCAUCGCCACAGAUGGAUAUGAACUUCAGGAGGAUGUAGGGGGGGGGGAUGAGGAGAAAAACCAGAACUAACCCAAGCGCCACUCCUCCCCUUUUUUCAGCCAUUUCUUCCUUAUCUUCUCAGCCUUCCAUCAAACAUGACAGUAGUUUUCAAAGAUGCUCUCUUCCUCAUGUUGCUUUGCUCCCCUGUUCUCCAUGAGGUCUCUUUCGUGCUCCCCUGUCUCUGCUCCUCAUGUAUUAUUGAAGGCUGCAUCCGGCAGAGUGAAAGAGAAGGACGGAGAUAGAGGGAUGUUUAGGGGAACAAACGGGAAAAUACAAAAAUGGGAGAUUUAACAAGAGUUUGUAGUCUCCAGUCCAGUCAAGCCAAAGCUUUGUCUCAUUCAUUUUUUUGUUAUUCUUGUUUGCUAACUAACAGACUCUCUUUCAUCAAGACUGCUGCAAUCAUUGCUGCUUACUAACCGAUGUUAGAUAAAGUUAUUAAACUUUAUGUUGUUUGCUUGUGAGAAAUUGUCCAAAAUCAACUUAAGCUUUUACCAGUAACUUUUUCCAUUUCCUGUCCAACUUCCUGUCACAUGAGAAACUUGUGCAAAAAGAUUACAAGAAAGGAGAAAUGCAAAAAAGGGACCUGGGAAAGGAGGAGGUGAUUCAGGGAGAGGUGGUAGGAGUAUUGAGUAGGAGUGUCCUGCAUAAAUAAGAAACCUAAUUUAGAAUCGAUAGCUAUCAGUGAAGUAGUCUUGUAGAUAAACUCAAUGUUAGCCUGGGGUUUUGGGUGGCAUUAUGCUAGAUCUAAAAUACAAGAUGAAAAAACACAAAGCAGACAAUCUCCACACAAACACAUGAAGAGGACUGAGAGGAAAGUCUCAUCACUGGUGUGGACAGAGUCACAGCCAUAAGCUGAUGCAGCAUCGCCUAUCAAACUAACUUGUUUGGACAGUUUUUUUUUGUUUGUUUUUUGGUGCGUCUCCAUAUGGUUAUGAAACAGCAGGAUUGCUGGGAAAAAGAACAGGAUUAGGAAAGUCUGAGCCAGGCCUCGCCAUCCCCUGCUGACAAAAAAAAAUAAAAAACGGACUCAUCUGUCGCCUGAAGAACCACAAUGGCCUGAAGGAGGUGUGUGUUUCUAACCUGCAUGGCAAACGGUGUCUGUAGUUUUGCCUUUUGUGUAAUCUCUGUGUCUGCCAUUUCUGAUUCUUACUGCCGAUUGUACAUUUUUCUUCAGUUAGUGGGAUCCCAACGUCUUUCUGAUCGAACAGAUCUGCAUAUGCAACGUAUAAUGCAACCAUGCUCACAGGUUUGCCAAGUUUUGUUAGAACCACUUGCUUUAGUAAGAGAAAAAUAAUAUUCAGACACCGUAAGCAAACACUAUUAUUAUGAACUGUCAAUAACAUGUAGUAUUGUAUUUGUGGAACCAUCGUACCCAUCAGUCAGCUUAUGCUGAAAAUGUUUAUACUAAUUCCUUCAGGUCUAGAAGUGGAGGCUGCUGUAUAAUUUAGGAUUGGUUUCUUUCUUUGGACUGAUUCUGAAAGUUAAUGAAACAGAAAAAAUAUCAAGUCAAUGUGCAUUUCUGCACAACUGAAGAGCUAAGCCAGAAGUAUCGAAAUAUAUUGUGUAUCAAUAUUGUUGGGUAAUUGAACCUGAUUUAAGAAAAAUAAAUGGGUUUGGUGACCUGAACAUUCACGAUGAAAUGCAACUGGAUUUGCAAAAUAGAAAUGCAUGUCUAUCACUUUUGCUGAUGUCAAUAAAGAAAUCAUGAAGUGCACCGCA